GUUUCCCCUGGCCCUUACACCAGACAUGGUGUCAGGGCCAGAGGAAACUCGGGCUAAUCCUAGCAAAGUGCUGCUGUUAGUGGGGUUCCACAAAUGGCGCGUGGCUGUGACAUGAAUAUAAAAUGACCGAGGAAGAACCGGAGAGACACCAUUGGCAUAAAAUAAAACAAAUGGUGACUGAAGGGACACCCAGGGGAGCUACAUCCGAUCAGGUCGUAAUAGACUGAAGGGUGACAACGUAAAUGAUGACGAUGUCUCAUAUACACUGACCAUAAUGGCUGAAGGGAUAUCAGAGGGAGAAACAUUAAAACAAUGCGGGACGAAAGAGGAGAUAGCAGAGGGUGCGACAUUGAAACCCUGGGGGACGAAAGAAAAGAUACCAGAGGGCGCCACAUCGAAACAAUGCAAGACUGAUGAGGCGGUACCAGAGGGCGCCACAGCGGAACAGUGCCGGACUCAUGAGGCGGUACCAGAGGGCGCCACAUCGGAACAGUGCCGGACUAAUGAGGCGGUACCAGAGGGCACCACAUCGGAACAGUGCCGGACUCAUGAGGCGGUACCAGAGGGGGCCACAUCGGAACAGUGCCGGACUCAUGAGGCGGUACCAGAGGGGGCCAUAUCGGAACAGUGCCGGACUCAUGAGGCGGUACCAGAGGGGGCCACAUCGGAACAGUGCCGGACUCAUGAGGCGGUACCAGAGGGCACCACCUCGGAACAGUGCCGGACUCAUGAGGCGGUAUCAGAAGGCGCCACAUCGGAACAGUGCCGGACUCAUGAGGCGGUACCAGAGGGCGCCACAUCGAAACUAUGUGAAAUGCAUGAGGAGCUACUAGAGGGCGCCACAUGUAAUCGAGGAGAAGCAGAACACCAAUCAAUGUUGAGAUGGACUAAAGACCUGAUUGAACAGCCGUCUAAAGAAAUCAUUAAAUUGAUGAAAGAAGAUCCAGGUCUUAUAAGCAAAAGGAUUACCAUUGAAUGUUCACAAGAUGGGUGUACUUGCUCCAACAGUUUUGAAAGGCUCGAGUUUCAUGCAGCUUCAUCCAGGAAAAACACUCUUCACCACAUCAAGACUUUAAUAGAACGUGGACAUUGUCCUCACAUGUUCGUGGAUACAGUCUCUAGUCAUAAGGAUCUAAACCAAUCAAAAACGACAACAGACAAAACUGUAAGAUCAGAAACUACCAAUAACAUUGCUAGGAGCAAACAAUCUGAGAAUGAACAGUGUGCCGAUACGGUUUUGGCAGGAAUAACUGCCGUCCAUAUUGCCAGUAUAUUUGGAAAGGUCAAGAUUGUUGAGUACAUAGCGCAUGCGUUACAAGAAAGAAUCCGAUCACCCUAUAUUAUCGAGUGCGAAGAGAUGUUUACAUCUGUGCACGAGUAUGACCCAUAUUAUUUGUCUGUGUUCCAUCGACAGGACCAGACACUGGGACUUCUUCGGUCGUACAUUACCCACCCAAUGGCCUGGACCGAGGUGUAUAAAAAGGUACUGCAUAAUAGUAUACAACUGGCCGUACUGAAUGACAACGUCCGAGCCCUAAAAAUCCUUAUUCCUCCCCCUCACAGUAGAAAUGAAUAUGACAUGCAUUGUGCCUUAUUGUUGGCAAUCAAGAACCAUUGCAUGAAGAGUUUAAAGUGGCUGUGUAAGGAGGGAGCAUUACUGGCACCCUCAGCCUUUGCAGGACUAUCUUUACCGUGUUCAUGUCGGAUCAGGAAGGACGAAGUUAUCAAGGGCAUAUUCUUGAAGGAGGACAACAUGGUCGUUGAGGAGCUUUUUCGACAUGGAGGCUUCAGAUACCGCCGUAUGUUGCUACACUACGCUGUCUUUUACGAUAACACUGUCGUGACGGCGUUCAUUCUUGAAAACUACAAAAAGAUGUUGCCGAAGAAGAAAUCUUACUUUGAAGGUCGUAAAAUGAUCCCUGUCACCAUACAGGCCGUCUUAAACAAUUCCACAAAUAUACUAGAGGUUUUGCUCCGCAGCGAACAUAUUGCGGCCGGUGAAAUGUACAAACAUUAUAUAGCGCUUGACUGGGCACGAGCCCUCCACUUUGAUCAGUGUGUCGUGCUCCUGGAGAACGAUAGGGUACCGCAUGACAGCGAUGCCACAGAGAAGUACCCUCCACUAGUAGAGGUAUUUGGUGAGAACAUUAACAGCUUUUACUAUAGUAAGUCUGUUCUCGUUCUUCGUUUGUUACAAAACGGAAAUGACGUCAAUGGCGAGUCAGUGAACGGAAAGACAGCACUGUACGCCGCCCUAGAGUCCAAAACCUACUCAUUGGUGCGGCAGCUGCUAAUGGACGGGGCUGACCCCUUCUGUGGCCGGAACUGUCUCACUUCAUUCCUGUCACUUAGACUGCUAGGAGAGCUCCUGUAUGCAAAUGUGGAUAUAUUUGAAAGACGUACUGGAGUGUCCCUUGUUCAUCAACUUCUUUUUUCAUUUCCAAAAUUACAUUGCCAUUUGGUGUUUCUAUUAAAGCAUGCACACACCAUACCGAAACCCGACCUAAAACUGCUUCACUCGUUACAUGACAGUAAUAUUGUGUCACGUGACAUAUUAGAACAAAUCAAUAACUACCUGGAAACGCCGAAGUCUCUCGUCCUCAGGUCACGUGAUAUAAUUAGGAGUCAUUUUGGAUACAAGAUACACGACUUUGUCCGAAUUUGUAAUCUCCCGACUCAGAUCAAAUCCAUACUGACACUUGAUGGAAUCUUGGACUAUUUCAUGUCGCUGCCUUUUAGUGACUAGAAAACCAUAGGACGCUUACAAUCUAUAAAACGCAUUGAAACUGUGUUAACAGUUUGGUGUAUGAUGCAGUUACUCGAUAUAUUUGAGGGUUAUCUACACAAAUAUAUCUUUUGUAUGAGAUUGAGAGCUUACAAAGAUUAAUAUCCGCUUCUUUAUAUGUUCCUUAAGAAUUUGAAUAUGGCGUUAAAGUUUUUGUAGUAUCUACACCCUGUCAGAUCGAUAUCGAGCUACCAGUCAAACUCACAUCGAUACUCCCAUGGUUGUUCUAAUAGGAAUGACAAAGUGUGCAAAUAUCCACAAUGUAUAGAAUGGUAAAAAUCUAAAUUAGUUUUGAUUUCUGUAAUAUGAAUAGCUUACACUUUUCACAUAGAUGUAAAUCCCCAUUCCUUUUAGAUCACAAUUUGUUGAAUACUUC
This is a messenger RNA of Pecten maximus, 3161 nucleotides long. RefSeq lists its product as uncharacterized. Bases 275 to 2746 code for a protein of 823 amino acids. Gene Ontology annotation, molecular function: protein binding. Lineage: Eukaryota; Metazoa; Mollusca; Bivalvia; Pectinida; Pectinidae. The record is from RefSeq and is a predicted model, not a curated record. The transcript is spliced from 5 exons.